AUGUUGGCGUUGAUGAGGAAGCUCCUGGUACCGUCGGCGAGGCGUGGGGAAGCUUCAAUCAGCGGCGGUGAUCUCCGGUUACUGGCGGCUCCGAUCGUCAAAUUGGGGCUGCUCCGGCGUCAAUCGAGUGUGUGGCUCGGUCAAGUAGAAGCAGAGAUGGGAGGAGAAGCUAUUGGUGUGAAGAGUGAGGGCGCGGGGCUGCUCUAUUUACAGCGGAGGAGGUCCGAGGAGCAUGACGGGGGUACUGCUCAGCCACCAUCACCACAAACGAUGCAAGAACUAGCCGAUUCAUUAUCAGAGCAGCUACUUGAUGACACAGAAACGCAAAUAUCGAUGCAUGGUGAGAUCGAGAAACGAGCAAACAGCAGCGCAAUCUUCAGUCCCAAGCAGGCUCGGUUAGGCAGAUCAUACAGCCAGAUGUUGGAGGACGAGGAAGAAGGCAUGAUUAAAUACCGUCGCUUCUGGGAGGACACUUGGGGCAGCUCGUCUGGUUCCUUCGAAGACUACACGUUUGUGACUCCCAUGCUUUUUACAUAUGGAGCCAUCCCAGCACAUGCUAGCCUCAGCAGUUGCUUGCAGAUCUUCUCCAUCGAAGUCAUGGAAAAUGAAUAUUGGAGAAUCAGGUGGCCAGUGGAGGUUUAUGGUUUUAUUGCCGCUCGAGACACGGUGGAUUACAAUCGCAAUCUUAUGUUCAGCCGCACAAGGGAUGACCCCCAAAUUCUCACUCCUCAGGAUCCAUUUUUGCAGUUGACUGGCCCAUGUCGCGCAAUUUGGUUGAUCGACCCUGUCGACUUUGAAAUUCAAUUAAAAGUGAAGGGCGCAAUAGAGUCUGAAGAUGAAACAUUCAUGGCUCGACGGUUUGCGUAUGGACAUGGUUUUGGACAGUCCGGUCAUCUUGCCCGUCGUUGUUGGGAGGGUAAUUUUUGCACACUAGAGAUCACCUCUGUGCUCCUUUGUAGCACGGUUGCAGCAACUAUCAUCUCUGCUGACAUUAUUGAAGGGUCAUGGCCUGAUGAUUCUCGAGGUUGUGUGGUUUCCCGUACUGCUGGCAUAGAUAAGGAUUUUGUGCUGCUUGAUUCCGGAGAUGGACCAAUGCAUGUGGAUACAGAUGGUCAUAUUAACCUUCAAAGGGGUGUUGUGUGUGUGCCGCGUGCCGGAAUGCUCACGGUUUCUAUGGAAGCCUACUCGAAGGACAAGAUGACCGCAGCAGCUCAUGUUGAAUUCAGGCCCAAAGAUUCCCUCACGAGUAUCGGUACUUGCAACCUUGGCUUCGGCACGGUGAUGUUCAUCGUUGGCUGGUCCCUCGCGUCAACAAAUAUGUUGGCGAAUGAAAAGCUAGUUUGACCGUAUACGAUUAGGCGU
Lolium perenne is the source of this 1362-nucleotide messenger RNA. The record is from RefSeq and is a predicted model, not a curated record. Lineage: Eukaryota; Viridiplantae; Streptophyta; Magnoliopsida; Poales; Poaceae.